AUGGAUCCGAAAACAGACAAAUUUUGGCAGACAGCGAAACCAAGAAUUAAACCGCGGAAAACCGUCUUAAAAAAAUUAAGGUAUACUGACGCCGGGUUUUAUGAACAAAGCAAGGCUUCGAAAGAGGAUACCAGCGAUACAGGUUAUUCUGGCUACUGUUUUAAUUGUUGGUUAUAUGGACACCGAGCUGUGGAUUGCCGUCAAAAGAAUGUGAGUUCCCCAAGCCCUAACUACGAUCAUCUUAAAGCUUUUAUUGCCAAGCAAAAACAGAAAAGCUUGGAAGAAAGCAGAGAUUCAAAAGGGAUUUUUCCCUUGGUAAAUAAGCCUACCCUGGGAUCUAGGGUUUGCACGGACAAGAAAUCUGAAAAACGCACUACUACUCGGCUUCCAAAAGUCUUCACUGUAAAGGAUUUAGAUAGACAGUUGAUUCAUUUUGCCAAAACAAAGUAUGCACUGCAGAAUACAAGCAACCUCAGGAUUGUGGGGGCCCUAAAACCCAGAGCUAAACCGGCUAAGCAAUCCAAUGAUCCCCAUUCUGCCUUGGGGAGAGGGGGUUUUUCAGUGGCCCAGGCGGAUCCCGGGGUUGCUAGGUUGAGAGAAUAUGAGUGGCAAGAGGUAAAAAGCAAGAAGAAGGUAAGAUCACAUUUUGUGGAGAGAGUGGAGAUUCCUCUAAGUAAUCCUUUUGAUACACUGAGAUUAGAGAAGAUCUCUCCAAACAUCAGCUCUUAUUCUCCCCCCCACAUUCGCAAUGGGGUUUUGGGAAGGAAGGGAAACUUCAGGGAUGAGAAUCACAAACGCACUAAGCUAACUGGAUCAAAUCCAGUUCACACCCCCCCUUCCUUUUCGAAAACCCUAAGUAUCGGAUCAGGGUAUGCUGUGGCUGGGGAGAUUAUUGAGGAUCAUUCUUCAGAGCCUCAUACACAUAAAGACAGGUAUUACUCUCCCCCUCACCGUCGAUUGGCUGGUAAGCAUCCAGUCCAUAAACCCAAUCUCACGAAAGGUGAACAAUUAAAGGUAUCUAACUCUGUUUAUACAUCGCCACAUAGGCGAAAUAGUAAGCAUUUAUUUGAUCAUAAUAGAGAUAGGACAAUUUCUAAUUAUGAAUCUAACAAAGUAAUCCUAGAAAUCAAAUCUAUAGCACAGAAUCAGAACUAUUUUGCAGAAGCAGGUCUUAUUGUGCGCUGGAAAGGAGUUGGAGCGAGUUUACUGGACAUCACAGAAGCCCUAGAAGCAAUGCUCCCAUGUGAGGAGGAAGGACUCAACUCGGCACCAAGUAUAAGCUCCCUUUGAAGUUAUAGGACCGCAGAAUGAUAUCUCAAAAUGUGAUCAAAAUUGUAACUAUCAUGGUCAUUAUAAUUUGUAAAUUGUUAAUUGUUAAUUUUUUCGGUAGUGGGUAUGCCCACGGACCUAUGUAUUUAUGAAAUCUCGACAAAGCUCGAGUCGUGGGAAUGCCCACGUAUAUUUCUAUAUCAGGUAUAGGACUUUUGUCCCGGGCAAGGCUGGAGGUUUUCUCGACCACACUCUUUCCUACCAGCGCCCGCAGUGAGUGGGGUUAUACUGUAAAAAUUAUUU
Molecule: messenger RNA, 1572 nt
Organism: Cryptomeria japonica (Japanese cedar)
Lineage: Eukaryota; Viridiplantae; Streptophyta; Pinopsida; Cupressales; Cupressaceae
Exons: 2
Coding region: 1-1290 (429 amino acids)
Source: RefSeq, a predicted model, not a curated record